Molecule: messenger RNA, 1777 nt
Organism: Linum trigynum
Lineage: Eukaryota; Viridiplantae; Streptophyta; Magnoliopsida; Malpighiales; Linaceae
Source: the annotation of a GenBank genome assembly
CUUUGACGUGACGAAAUGCAUUCUGGCAUUCUCACCAUUCUUCUACGCCCAUUCCAGUUUGGCGUUCCACCGUUUAGUGCUUCAUUUCGGCAGUCUGCAGUCACUAAAUAGAGAAGCAACGAGGGACAAACGAGAGCUAAGCUCGACGCGGCGUCCAUCGGCACUCGCCAGAAUUGGAUUGUCGCUGUCGCCGACUGGAGACGACGACGCGGCAGGUUGAAUCUAAAGCAGGGGGCACCGGUGGGAUUGCUCGACAUUUUCGAUUUCUGCGCGCAAGGUAAGAUUUUGGGAGCUCGACACUUGAUUCGCAGUUUUCAUGAAUUAGGGCUUUGUCUUGUUUUUUCAGAAAUUCGGCAGAUCAAUGGUUUGUUUGAGCUACGUUGUGGGCGACGGUUUCACUAAUGCAUGGAUUUCCCAUCCACGUUUGAGAAUCUGUAUGCACAUUGGUGUUAGAAGUCGCAAGGAAAAGGAAUAUAGGAAGAAUUUCAUGUUGAUGAACCCGUUUGGUGGGCAAAUUGAUCCUGCAUCGUCCUCCCUAGUGUGACUGCGUAUUUGUCUUGCUUUGAGGAAGGCUUGUUCUUGCUCCUUGGUUGCAGAAUGCAGAUAGCUAGUCAGUUCAUGAGAUUGAGUUCAUAUUCACCAUUUCCUUUCCGGAUGCAGGGAUGAAUAUCAACACAGCGAGUUACUUACAACCUGGGUUUUCCAGGUUGCAAAGACAGCAUGCUCCUGGUGUGAUGGUUGGGAGACUGAAAUGGCUGAAAAUUCAGUGUUGGUCAAGGACCAGAGUUACUUGCUUGUCUGAGAAAGUAUCUUGCGCUAGUAAGGAACAUGAUAUGCGGUCGCCAGUGGUUAAAAUGUGUGGGAUAACAUCAGCUAGAGAUGCUGCAAUUGCUGCCGAAGCUGGAGCUAAUUUUAUUGGGAUGAUACUAUGGCCCAAAUCUAAACGUUCAAUUUCACUCUCGGUUGCGAAAGAAAUUUCUAAAGUUGCUAGGGAAAAUGGAGCACAACCUGUUGGUGUAUUCGUUGACGAUGAUGCAGAAACGAUAAUGAGAGCUGCAGAAGUUGCUGAUCUUGAAUUUGUACAGCUUCAUGGGGGUGGUUCACGGGAAGCUUUGAAACAAUUAGUUCAGGAUACACGAAUAGUCUAUGUUCUUCAUGCAAACAAGGAUGGGGAGCUUCAAAAUCAAAUUUCAGAUGAAGAAAGUUCUCUGGUUGACUGGAUUCUCAUUGAUAGCGCAACCGGGGGCAGUGGAAAGGGAUUUAACUGGACUCGGUUUAAGUUACCUUCAAUUAGAAGCAAGCAUGGCUGGCUAUUAGCAGGAGGGAUAAACCCUGAAAACGUUUCUGAAGCCUUGGCAACCCUCAAGCCUGAUGGUAUAGAUGUUAGCAGUGGCAUUUGUGGCUCUGAUGGAAUCAACAAGGAUCGAUCCAGAAUAUCCUCAUUCAUGAGUGCCGUACGUUCUGUAAGCUAUUGAGAGCAUAUAAUGAGUCGAGGACCGCAAAAGGUUCUCAGCUUCCCUAUCGCAGACCAAUCAAGUUGGGCGAAAGAGGUCAAUGCAACGUUGCUGGUGUCACAUUCUAUUCAUCAUUCAGCUGCACUUCAUGCAUGACCCAUAAUCAAAGGGGAGAUCAGUAAGAAGAAAGCGCUUCUUUCGUCGUGCAAAGUUCCUAAAAGGAAGGCUUCUAGCUUGUGAAUAAGAGGUCGAUCUUCUGUCUGCAGAACAAAUACUCUUUUCUUCGUUCUAACCAAGUCGUCCUAUGGCUGUUACUGAAGGCA